UCUUUCCCGGCGCGGCGCUUCCGGUUCCUCGGCGCGGCCGCCAUGGCGCCGCCGUGGUGCAUCUGCCGGGCGCUGCUGCUGGCGCUGGCGCUCGCCCUCGCCCUCCUCGGCCUGGCCGCCGCCGCGGGGCCGCGCCAGACCCCGGCGCUGGAGCUGGCGCAGGAGCUGGCGGAGGAGCUGUGGGGCGCGGGCCUGCCCGGCGACCUGCCCGAGCUGGAGCCCGAGUGCCGCAGCCUCCUGGCCGCCUUCGCGGAGGGCAGCGCGGCGCUGACGGGCUGCCUGGGCCGGCGCGCCCGCCCGGUGCGGCUGUGCCAGGGCUGCCACGACCACUACCGCCGCCUGCUCGCACAGUACGGCAGCAUCGCCCGCGCCGUCGGGAAUUCCUCUGAGAGCCACAAUUGUGCCAAAAGCAUCUUGACCUCAGACAGGCUGCAGAUAGUUGUGACCCUCUCGGAGUUCUUCAAUGAAACCUGGGAGGCAGCCAACUGUGCAAAUUGUUUAAAGAAUAACAGUGAGGGAUUAUCAAAUUCUACUGAAGAAUUCCUGGAUUUAUUCAAUAAAUCUCUGACAUGUUUUGAACAUAACCUUCAGGGGCAAGCCACUGAUCUGUCACCAAAUAACUACACAGAAGUGUGUAAAAACUGCAACGAAACCUACACAAAGUUGAAUGACCUGUAUAACCAGCUGCAGAGGAUGAACAGGCAAGGUGGUGAAUCUGCACACUCCGCACACUUGUGUAUCGACGUGGAGGAUGCAAUGAACAUCACUCGGAAGCUUUGGAGCAGGACUUUCAACUGUUCUCUUCCCUGCAGUGAUACAGUCCCAGUGAUUGCAGUUUCAUCCUUUAUUCUCUUCCUACCUAUUGUUUUUUAUCUUAGUAGCUUCCUUCACUCAAAGCAGAAGAAACGGAUACUCAUUUUGCCCAAGCGCAUCCAGUCAAAUGCCAAUCUUGUGAACAUCCAAGAAAAAUACAGCUGAGCUGCAAAACAAAACCUGAGAACUGCUGCUGGUAUACAGUGGGUACAAUUGUGUUGGAAUGAGGCCGGCACAAAAGAGGAGUUAAUUAUGGUUUAGUGUAAUGAUACAGAGCAACACAAGUUAAACAAAAUGCUGUCUGACUUCUAAGCGAGGAUAUUAACAAACAUGACAAGGCAGGGCUGUGUGACACUGUAUGGACUCUGGUUUUGAAAAAUCUGUGGUGUUUUUUUUUUCAGUCUCAGGCUGAAGCUGAUGUUUUUCUGUUCCUAAGCUUUUGUACUUCACAUCAGUAGAAUAGCUACACUUCCCUUGCAUGGUAUUUUCCUGUUUCUUUUUCACAAAAACCUGAUAUUUUGAAUCUUUUUGAGGUGAUUUUGAUAGACAGAGAAAAUAUCAAAUAAUGUUUGAUGUUUCUGCUUAAUACAUUAUUUUUAAUUCCACAUAAUAUCCAGAUCUGGGAUGGAAGGAACCCUUUAAAAAAGGUCCCAUCUUUCCUGUACCACUGAAAAAUCUGCUGCUGGCAUCUGUUAAAAAAGAGGCAUGAAGUAUGCAGAGAAAGUGGUAAUAUAUAGUGUCUAAAAUGGCAACAAAAGCAGCACAACUGCCACUGCUGGACUUGAAUAGUAAUUAUUGAUGGCUACAGUAUUCUGUUUUCUCUGAAACUGGUGGCAUAUUUAGUCUUUUGCACACUUUAACCACUAAAAUCAUUGCUUUUCAAAUUUUACAUUUUCAGAAGCUAAUUUUACAUACCUGCUUGGGUAACGAGGUUUCACUCCCUGUUUAUUAUGCCAUUUCCUUUCCUUUUUAAUUCUGACAUUUUGGUGAUUUUUAAUGUUUUUGUGGAGGAAAAGUGAGGUAAAGUCCAGUCACUGGAGAUGCUGAAUUUCCUGGUCUAGAGCUUGCUGUGGCUUAAUACAGAGGUGUUUACAGGAACUUUGUAGGGUAAAAGUUGUGUUUUCUAAUUAAUGUGUUUUAGCUUAAAGUGAACCAGCGGGCUCUUACUUAAAAUCUGUUCUGAAGAACAUGAAUAUACUGUGUUGGGAAUUGGUGACGUUCAAGAAAUAGUUCAAAAAUAUUCCUGUGAAAUAGAUGGAUGUAAACAAAUUCAAACUUGUAGAACUCCAAAGCUGAUGGAGAAAUUAGUGCAAUAACUGUGGGGAUGGGUGGUGCUGCUGUCAGGCUAUGGGCACAAUUUAAUGACAGCAGCAAUAGUGGAAGUUCAGUUUGUUUAUUGUAUUUCUGAUUUGGGGGAGUGGUGGGGUUUAAAUUAUUUAUAGCUGUACUGGAUGUUAAUGAAUGCCAGAGUCUAUGCUCCAAUUUUUAAAUGUAUUUUUGAUUUUCUAACCUUGAUAUAAAAAAAAAAUGGUCAUUACAGCUAAAAAAAAUUACAUUUCUCUUGGAAUCUGUCUCUGAUGUCUGUCAAAAUGCCCCAUGAAAUAGUUGUAUUUGAUUUGCUUUGGAGCCUAUAAUGUUGAAUUUUUUCUUUGCACUAAGGCUCAAAUAAAUAUGUAACAGUGUAACAAAAAUAGUCCUAAAGCUGUUCAAAUCAUUGGUUUUCUUCAUUAUUUUAUUUUUCUUCAUUAUUUUAUUUUUCUUCUGUUAGGACAUGCUUUUGGUUUUGAAGUCAACUUUAACAAGUGUAUUAAAGAGUAUGUUUAAUAAUAAGUUAAAAACUCCGUUAGCAUUUGGUCCCACCCACAUGAUUGCCUUUCUGUGUUUUAUCAGAAAGAAGUCUCUCUCUUCCUCUGUUUAACGUGUGAAUUACUAGAUCAGCAGCCACUUUGUCUUGGGUAGUUUACAACAAUGAUAUGAAACUGUGUUUCUCUUGCUUAUUGCAUAACAGUACCUUCGUUCGGCUGGGAGAGGCAUGCUGCCUUUUAAGACAAAAAAUAUUUUUUAUAUCUAUUAUUCUUAAACUUCAAUUUUCUGGUACUUAUUCAGCUGCCUGCUCUAAUAGCAUUACAUUGAUUUGGGACAUCAUAUGAUUGAGAGCUGUUCAAAGGAAUCUUUCAUUCGUGCAGAUAAAGCCAGUUUGUGUGUGCAGCAUUUCAGAAUGACAGCUUUUAUACUGUAAGCGGUGGCUUUUUGAGCACAUUCAUGUUAAGUAGGUCUGAAAGUCAUUACUUUUGGAUAUGAUGGUUAAGCACUUUAAAAAAAUCAGCUUUUCUUGUUUUCCUGGCUUCUAAGCCAAACGGAAAUACUCAUGUGACUUUUGUUAUUUUUGAUUUUAAAGCAGCAGCAAAGUUUACACUUGAGAUUUUUAAUGUUAAAUCUACUGUUUUCUCCUUUUUCUUUCUUCCUACCACCCCCCCCGACUUUCUACUGUAAACUUUCUUUACACAGUGUUAUAUUUUUGGUAGGAUAUUUCAUAUAAAAAAUAAUUGAAUUCUCUUUAUACUCUACUUGCUGGAGAAAUGCGGAAGCAAACAGACUGUUGAAAGAGAAAUAGAAUUCUUUUUGCUGCUAGUCUUUCAUCUUUAUUUUUUGCCUUUUUGGUAUUGUAUGUAUUAAAAAUAAUAUAACUUUGAAAUAUUGGUUGUUUGUAUUUUUUUUUUUUGUGGAAAUAAAGAUUUCUUACUGUGGGGGGGGUAGCACUUUGAUUCAUAUUUAUACUUACUAGGAAAUCUCUGAACGUGCAAAGUCAGCUCUAAUAAAGAUUGUCAAUAAACAGUGA
Prinia subflava (tawny-flanked prinia) is the source of this 3652-nucleotide messenger RNA. RefSeq names its product osteoclastogenesis associated transmembrane protein 1 (gene OSTM1). Lineage: Eukaryota; Metazoa; Chordata; Aves; Passeriformes; Cisticolidae. Bases 43 to 978 code for a protein of 311 amino acids. The transcript is spliced from 6 exons. The record is from RefSeq and is a predicted model, not a curated record. Gene Ontology annotation, cellular component: cytosol.